GGGUACUUUGAAUGUGGAACGGCGUGGAGUUCCCAAGCUGACAGCGUAUUGGAGUGAUCUAUUUCACACGCUGAUCAACAUUCCUAACGUCCGCUUCUACCCGUUACUUCUGCUUGGCUACUCGCUGCUAUUUGGAGGGUUUGCUGUCCCCUAUUACUAUCAGUCUGUGCAGUAUAACUGCAUCCCGGGGGUUAAGAAUUACUGGCAUGCUUUAUGGUUCAGUGUUCAGUCCGCCAUGACCAUUGGGUUUGGGGGAGAUCUGGUUCCUGAUCCUAACUGCUUCACACUGAACCUCCUUAUCGCCCUCCAAUCACUUGCUGCUUUGAUUGUCGCCUAUGCCUUGCUGGGGAUAGUCUACACACGGUUUGCCCUUCCCUCCCGUCGAGCUUCAUCACUCGUGUUCAGCCAAUGCAUGGUGCUCAACGAGGAAGACGGAGUGCCUCGCCUUUCAUUCCGGGUUGCUAAUGUUCGCAAGCACCAACUCAUAGAGGCACAUGCACAGCUGCUGGUGGCAAUCAACAAUAUCAUGAGUGCAGAGAAUGAGGCGCUCUUCAAGUUCUCCAAUCUUCCGAUCCUAGGAGGGGGCUUCGUUUUUCUUGCUCUCCCCUGCAUCAUCACUCAUGCAAUCACGAAGCACAGCCCACUCCAUGGCAUGUCCCUUGCUAUGAUGGAACGCGCUGACAUUGAGUUCCUUGUGCUUAUAGAGGGCGUAGAUGCUCCAACAUCAGCCAAGCUGCAAGCCCGACAUUCCUACUCGCCUUGUGACAUCAAGUUCAACCACCGCUUCUCCACCAUGGUCAGGCGGUCACCAAGUGGAAUCCGACGCGUGGACUUCACCAAGUUUCACGACGUCCAGCCUGUCCCAGCUACUCUUCGCCGCCCCCACUUCCUCCCCCACGCUCCCUCCUGGGAAAAUCUCCGCAACCUCUCCUCCCUCUCCUCUCUCCCCGGCGUUCUCCGCCACCCCACUGCUGUCUCAACCGACAAAUCAGGUGCCAUUAUGGGCCGAAGGGAUGCCCCUCACCCCUUCCCAGGCCCUGCUGACUCUGCUUCUGCCUCUCAAGCUUCACUGGCUUAUCCACCCGUGAUUUCCGCUGCUGGUGGUGGUAGUGGUGGUGACCCUGCUCCUGUUGCAGCUGACACGAUUCGAAAGAACUCAAGCUUCAUGAACAUCCUUUCUCUUGGAUUUGGGCCUGGAUCAGGUGUGUGGAAUGCUGCUCAUGUAGGGACAUGGUCCAUGGAAGCAACAGCAGAGGCUGCAGUGAGUGGAGCUGUGGUUUUGGCUCCUGUAGCAGUCGCAGCCACAUCAACAGCAGUCAUAGCAGGAGGUGGAGAUGCAGCAGUCACGGUAGGAACAGCUGCAGGAUCAGCGUCACAAGCUCCUGCGUUUGAAGGGAGGAAGCAGAUGAGGCGUAUGAUUGCUGUGGCAGAGAAGAGGGAGCAGCAGUGGCGAUCACUUGUUGUGGACCUUGCCAUCAAGCCCUUGAAACCCUGCAGGAGCAGUUGCGUUGCGCCUGCCACAAUUCUGAGCGAAGUUACGAAGAGCAAUGUAGAUUCAAUUCCCGUCCUUUCGCAAACGGAGGUGGCGGAGAGGCUUGCUGGCCACAAGCAUCCUAAUCAACGAAACUAUCGCGCGUUUUACUCGAGUGUGGUCGGCGGAAUCACGACGGAUCCAGCAGCUAUGGUACUUCCUAUUGACGAUCACAUGGCUCACAGAGGCCACGCUGUUUUUGACACCGCCAUUAUUUGCUCAGGGUACUUAUAUGAGCUUGAUGAGCAUGUUGACCGUUUUAUAAAGUCAGCUCGUGCGGCAAGAAUUGAACACUCAUAUUCUCGAGAAGAGCUUAAAGCUAUUAUCAUCCAGACUGUCGCUGGUCAGUAA
Messenger RNA from Closterium sp. NIES-65, 1882 nucleotides. Lineage: Eukaryota; Viridiplantae; Streptophyta; Zygnematophyceae; Desmidiales; Closteriaceae. The record is from the annotation of a GenBank genome assembly.